UCUAGGUGUACAGCAUCUGGCGUGUGUGAUGGAAAUCUAGAGAUACAAUGUUUAACUAUACAUUUUUAGGAAUUAUUUUAUUAGGAACUUUUAGUAAAUCGUUUUCAAGCAUAUUUACCUGUUCCGAAGGCUGGGAUCUCCAUGGUUCUAAAUGCUAUAAGCUGGAUCCAGAACCGAGGAAUUUUACAAAUUCAAAGAAAUUUUGUGAGAAUCUUAAUGCUGAAAUGAUUAUGCCUAUAACUGCAGAAGAAAAUAGUGUAUUAUCAGAAAUUGGUGAAUGGUUUUGGAUAGGACUAAUCGAUCAUGAUAAAACAACAGCACUGGAUUGGACAUGGAACGAUGGUUCUAAAUUAGAAUCCAACGAUAGAUGGUCAAAUGGCGAGCCAAAUAAUGAUGAAUCUCCUGAAGAAUGUGUCAUUUCUUGUCCGAAUGGAUGGGCUGAUGUUCCAUGCACAGGAAUAAAGACAACUGCUUGUCAGAGGAAACCAGAUAUUAUAGCCGACGAGGAUGAAAGUGUUACCCUUACCUCCUGUGACGUCAAGUACAAAGAGAAAAUCACAAAACUGUUUUGGACAAGAUCAACGGAUGACACAAGUGUAAUCGUUUCUGAGUACGCAAAAGGCGGGAACGUUAUAUUACCUAAUCUGGUUUUUGAACACGUAAAAUGGACAGACGAGGGAUUGUAUAAAUGCCAUGUGAUAUUCAUUUCCGGACUGACGCUAAUAGUAGAAACGAGUCUCUUUAUCAAUGCAACAAAUAUGUUUCCAUGUUCAUGCGAAUAUCGGAGAAAACUAGAAUAUUGGGGUUUCAAGAUAAUUCCAAACAGAACCCGAGAAGAAUUGCUGCAGGAAUUGGAAUCAGAAUUACAAAAGAUUAAAAAGGAACUGAAAGUAAAUAAAAGACAACUGUCGUCUAGCAUCCGCAAGCGAACAUCUGCUACUGAUAGACGGAAAUCUUCUGAGACCAUGGGAUUAGCCGGAACUGCUGUUAUUUGUAUUGUCUUUGGCCUUGUUAUACUGAUUGAUUUACUUAGUUUAGUUAAGUUUGUAAAGUCGACAAUUACCUUUUGGAAUUCCAAGAAAAUAAGACAAAAAGCAAAAGACAAAAAAAGUAAGAUGAGAAAAAAGUUCGAUAUUAACAAAAAGAUAAUCCAAACAUCGGAAUCUUUUGCAUAAGAGUAAAAUUAUAGCUAAAAAUAACUUGAUAGCUUUUAAUUUUGAAUGAAUUUGUAAAGAAAAUUAAGUAUCUUGGCUGUUCAAUAUCGAGUUGAUUAGUGUGAUUCAGAAACUGAAUUGUCAUUGGACAACAUCUUUAAUAUCGAUGUAUGGUUUGUACACAAACGUGAUUUUUUGAUGAGAUCAACUUAAAUAUACGAUCAAAAUGUUCUUUCCAGCUUAACUUUUCAUCAAUAUCAAUUCCAUAUAAUUUGAAAGAAUGCCUUUUUGAAUAAUUCGUUGUCAUCAUUAGCGUUGUUAUGACAGGAAUUUUCACCAAAUAAAUACACAAGUUAAAUGGAAUAGUCACAAAAGCGAAAACAACCGAUUGCGUUUCGUAACUUUUCUUUACUGUUAUGUUCCAUUUGAUUAAUCUCUAAUAAAGUGCAUUUUAAAUUGGUUCAA
Molecule: messenger RNA, 1619 nt
Organism: Mytilus californianus (California mussel)
Lineage: Eukaryota; Metazoa; Mollusca; Bivalvia; Mytilida; Mytilidae
Exons: 6
Coding region: 48-1175 (375 amino acids)
Source: RefSeq, a predicted model, not a curated record